Molecule: messenger RNA, 745 nt
Organism: Didymodactylos carnosus
Lineage: Eukaryota; Metazoa; Rotifera; Eurotatoria; Philodinida; Philodinidae
Source: the annotation of a GenBank genome assembly
AUGCUCUUGGGAUUCUCCUGGCUGCGAGCGGGGACCGAAGGAACGCAUUCAUCCAGUGAAGAAUAUGAAACAACAGUACCCGAUCCACCUACAUUUGCUGCAAUUGAACCAUACUUAAAAUCUCCGCGACCGGUAUUACAGUCACCCAGUGAGACAACAAUGAGGACAAGUCAAUCUUCUGAACGGGUUAUAUCUCCCACGACCUUGUCAACAUCGGAUUCAGCUAAUCAUCCACCAGGUUUUAUGAUUAACUCAAUGACAGCUACUGUUCAAAACCAGCAAUCAUCAUUAUUACAACGUGAACGAAAUGACGACAGUUUAUCUGAUAAUGUCAAUGAUAUAUCUCCAUCAACUCAAUUGUCACUCGUUGAUGUUCGAUUCCAAUUGGCGCAUGAAAAAAGUCGUCGUGAUACAUUUAAAAAAUAUAACUUAGAAACAUUUGUUGACGUGCCUAUUGAAUGUUUGGCUUAUUGCGGUUUUUAUUUAAAUGGUGAAGGUACUGCAUUACUAUGUCCAUGUUGUGAAGUGAGAUUGACAGUAAAUGAGUUUAAAUAUCAUAUGGAACAUGGUGCUGAAGGUUCAGAUAGUGAACCAUGGACACCAAUGCGCGUUCAUCGUCAUGCUAGUGGACAAUUAAUUGAUCAAACUCGUCCAUGGUGUACACUACACCCCCCCCGCCGGGGGGGGGGGGGGGGGGGGGGGGGGGGGGGGGGGGGGGGGGGGGGGGGGGGGGGGGGGGGGGGGG